Messenger RNA from Nematostella vectensis (starlet sea anemone), 2488 nucleotides. RefSeq lists its product as uncharacterized. The record is from RefSeq and is a predicted model, not a curated record. The transcript has 6 exons. Lineage: Eukaryota; Metazoa; Cnidaria; Anthozoa; Actiniaria; Edwardsiidae. The coding region runs from base 444 to 1913 and encodes 489 amino acids.
CCAAACUACCAAAUCUUUGCUAAUUUUCGCUUAAUAAUAAAUAUUAUUAAUAAUGUUAAAUAUGAUUAUAUUUCAACGAUUAUUUCAAUGAUUAUAUGUCAACGAUUUCACAGAUUACGCGACCAACUUGUUAUUCCCCUUUCCCCCACAUCUACAUGACACAACAAGUUUAUUUGUCAUACGAUGUUUCGGCGUCAACACCGCUGCAGAACGUAGUGCGCACGCGCAGCCUCUUAUUUCCGGCGGGAAAUUGCCGGGCGCCCGCCCCUAUUAAAAUUGUUUAGCAAAACAAAACAAACCAGUUUCCGGCCGCGAAAUUUAAAAAAAAUAAGAAGUACACAAAAAAAAUAAGCCUGAAAAGUUUACAUCACCAAGAUAUUGAAAUUUUCUAUCUCUGAAAUUUUGCACCACCUACUUUACGGCCUGCACCAAAGUCGAAAAUAAUGGAUAAGCAUCGGAUGUCGUACCGGCAGACCUUCGUGGUCGCCAUUAUAGUUGUUUUGGUUGUAGCCUCGCUGGGUUUCGUUCAUGCAAACGACGAUGCACAACACUGUAUGAUGAGUUGCAAAACUAGAAACGGAAAAGGAUGCAUUGGUCGACUUUACCAGCUUUCCGAGGAGCUUAGUCGUGUCGCUAAGUUGCCGGUAGGUUCGCAUGUUUGCCGGCGACAUUGGGAUAUGUUACGAAGAAGCAACUUGCGCUGCUCAUGUCCCAUGCACGAUAAACAACAGCCCUCACGUCUGAACAAGCAACCUAUUCCAAGUCGUUUUUAUCCGGUAUUUGACGAGAUUGGGCUAACAGUGGCAGGAUACCAGCCUGGUACUCGGUGGUGUUACCGGUGCAAGUUGCUCGCCUAUAAGAAAUUUGAAAGCCGUCCUCAAACAAGUAGAAAACCAGUCGAGGAAAAAGCAAAUAGUAGUACAUCCGCCAUCAGCACAGAACAACAACUACAAAAGAUAUUUCAGUUUACGGGAUCCCCUAUUCUACACCUCCAUGAAAGUAUGCAAGAUAUAUCUAUGUCAGCACCUACCAUAUCCCAACUGGAUCAAACAAAGCAACAAUUUGGAAGGCUGUUUUCAAGACUUGAAGCUCUAGCAGACAUAUGUGACAUUCAUCUCCUGGAAACAUGGAAAGAGCUGCAAACUCCCCUAGGUACCAUCAAAAUUGCCCCAAAUGGCAACGUGUUAAUGGAUAGUCAAGUAUGGGACCAAAUAAAGACAACAAUCAAAGAAUUGGAUGAAGGUAAUUCACUGGGCCAACUAGUGCAACAAUUUCAGAUGGCUCUAUACCAUCAUGCCCUCAGUAGUGAAGCUCCAUUAUAUGAGCCAGCAGCAAUGAAAGCGUUCACACAAAAACACUCUCCAGGUCUGUUUGAAAUGCUUUUAAGUUCAAUAACAAGGGAGGACUCCAGACUCUCAGAUGAACAUCAAGCUGUACAGGAGCAAAGAACUGUUGUUCUCCUUCACACACUGGCAUAUUUCAGGUCUCAGAAAACUUCCACCCUACAAAAGGAUGAAGGGCUAUUCCUACAACAUCAUGGUGCUUCUAGGAUAGCAAUCAAUUCAGGAAGGAUACUUGGUUUCAGUACAAGUCCUAGAAAUAUUGAUUCUCACAAGAAAGCACUAAUAACAAAAUAUCCAGACAUACUGAUGAGAAAGGUUAUCCUGGCAACAGAGAAAGGAUUCCUAAUUGUACAACUGUUGGAUGACUUCCAUAAUAUUUUGACUGUUAGACUACCAACAAAUCUGAAGCUAUCAUUAGCUACGCACAUGGCUAGUGGCCUACUGGACAUCCAUCCUUCAAUUCCUGCUGUUCCUAUUCCUACAAGAGAUACAAGACACAGCCGAGUGAUUGUGAAGAUAGGGAAUGAAAAUAAAAUUUGCAGAGGAGGAAUUGUUCUAGACUACAUAUAAAGAGUUGUUUCAAAGACCAGUGUUAUCAAGAAUGUACUUGGAAACAAAUCACCAAUGCAUUUCACCAAAAUACAUCCAACAACAACUAAAGGAAUUGAGGUAUUCUAUGGAUUUUAAUGUAGUUAUUUAAAGGUCAGCAAUCCAUAUAAGAAAAAUACUGUUUUCUCUUCUUAAAAAAUGUUUUAAUAUUGACACUUCCUAAAUAUUUUUCCAGGAACAAUACUUUAUUCCCCUAUAUGGACCUACCACCCAAUAAAUAUGUACCUCUUACAUUAGUUUGUGAAAGCCAUAUACAUAAUGAUUAAUAUCAAUUUUACUUUUGUUUAGUGAGUGCUAUUACAAAAAAAGGAGUAGAGUAAAAUAAAAACAAAAACAAAUAUGGAACAUUAAAUAUGCCAAAUUAUCAUUUUUUUCUUUUUUUGUAGGGUCUAUUCUGGGUUGUCGCAUGAUGAGCUCUGUACCCUUGAGUCUACUAAUUUAAUAGAUGAGUUUGAGCAAUCUUUGAAAAGUAUGGAGGACUAUAAAUCAGCCAUUGAUCACAUAUUCCUGUGCUGUCCACAACUGGAACAUUACUU